Molecule: messenger RNA, 627 nt
Organism: Arthroderma uncinatum
Lineage: Eukaryota; Fungi; Ascomycota; Eurotiomycetes; Onygenales; Arthrodermataceae
Exons: 2
Coding region: 1-627 (208 amino acids)
Biological process (GO): Golgi to plasma membrane protein transport; Golgi to endosome transport; protein localization to Golgi apparatus
Cellular component (GO): trans-Golgi network; Golgi membrane
Source: RefSeq, a predicted model, not a curated record
AUGCGACGCCGUCGACUCCCGCGGGCUGGUGCUCUGGCAGACCUCCCUCCGUCGAAGAUUAUACGGAAGAUUCUCGCCAUCCAACUAGCUUACUAUGUCUGCGCUUCGAUCCUUAUCUUAUUCACGGCCCUGGUGGCUGGCACUGCGUUCUCUCCAGAUCUUAUACUCAGCUGGCGGACGGUCCGGGGGGAUACAACUGUCGGAUGGACUCUUGGAUUCGUUUGGCUGCUGAACAGCUCCUUGGGAGCUAUAUUCCUCCUGUUAUUCGUUUCGCGGUCAAAACUUAUUCCCGACUUCGCCUUCACGGUCCAUUUCAUUCAUCUUACGAUCACCUCCUUUUAUACACAUUCUAUCCCUACGAAUAUGCUCUGGUGGGGUCUCCAGACGGCCAGCGCAACUCUGAUGACGUUUCUGGGCAUGUGGGCUUGUCAGUGGAGGGAACUACGGCCUAUUGCUUUUGGCGGCCAGCCUAACGCCAGCUCCAGGCAAACCCAAGCUACGGAUGCCGAUAUCGAGAACGGAAUCGAUCUGGAAAACCUAUCGAGGGGGAGAGGAAGAGGUCGAGAUCGAGACGGGGGCGGAGACUAUGCUGCGGUUGCCAGCAAGGAAGUCGAACCUAACGAGUAG